Molecule: messenger RNA, 195 nt
Organism: Symbiodinium necroappetens
Lineage: Eukaryota; Dinophyceae; Suessiales; Symbiodiniaceae
Source: the annotation of a GenBank genome assembly
GCAGAUGAGACGCAGCUGGCUCCUAAAGGAGACGCCACCGCGAGAAGCCAAGGCAAAGGCGACCAGCACCAGACCAAAGGCAAAGGCAAAGGCAAGGCCAAAGGGAAGAGCAAGGACAUGGGCAAAGGUGGAAACGCCACAAGGGAAGAAGGGCCUCCUGCCCAAGCACAGCACCGGCGCUCAGCAGACUCGCAG